Clonostachys rhizophaga is the source of this 294-nucleotide messenger RNA. The record is from the annotation of a GenBank genome assembly. Lineage: Eukaryota; Fungi; Ascomycota; Sordariomycetes; Hypocreales; Bionectriaceae.
AUGGCCAACCCACCCGCGCCGCCCUCCGCAGACACAGACGACGAAGAAAUCCUCCUCAGAGAGAUGCGGCAGGAGAUUCUGGAGGGUCUCGCCCAGACCGACCGCGCGACAGGUGUUGAAGAUACGUCGGUUGACGAUCCAUCCGCCGGCGAUGCAUCAUCCUCUGACGAUCAGAGCUAUAAGGAGGGCGAUGAUGGAUUUGUCGACCUUCCGCAACCGCCGCCAUCCAAUGAUUACAUUGCCGGAGAUCUAGACGAGUACAUCCCCGAAACCGGCAUCUGCGACAAGCAAUGA